AAAACGGCAUUCCCGGGUCAGGCGGGGCUGGGGGAGCUCCGGCAGCGGGCCGGCUGCAGAAACCCUCAGGGCCGAGCCCGGCGGAGCAGGGACUUGCCGGGGCUGAACAGAGCCCGCCGGCCGCGAGGCCGCUCCUGCCCUUCCCCUCAGAGCCCUCCCGGCCGCGCGCCGGGCCCCGCCCCGCGGGUCCUGGCAGGGCGAUAAGGAGCGCGGGCGCAGCACGGGGCUGAGCGACACCGGCUCAUGCUGCCUGCGGGCCGCGGCCGGCGGUUGGCGGCGGCGCUGUUGGCGGCGCUGGGCGAAGGCGCGGAGCGGCGGCGGGAGCUGGAGCAGCGGGCGGAGCGGAGCCGGGCCCUCCUGCGGUGCUGGGGCUAUGAGGAAGAGGAGCAGCCGCACCCGGAGGCCGACUCUAGCAAUGGACACGAGAUCAAGCCUUCACCCAAGGAGCUGGCGGAGCUGGAACUGCUGAACAGGGCCUUAGAGAAGGCACUGAAAAUCAGGAAAAGUGUUUUGAAAAAAACUCCUUUAGAGGCCCAGAGAGCUACAGGAGAGAAAUCUGCAGGUGAGGGACCUGCUCCCAAGAAUGUUGAAGAGCAGCAAGUGCCUGUACCUCUUGGGGUUGUUCCUGAGAGCACAAAGGUGAUAACUGUAAGCAAAAAGCCUGCUUCUUUGAAGAAGCCCUCUCCAUGCCAGCUAAGAGCCCCUUACAGGACUGAGCCAGAUGUGAAAAAACUGCAAAGAAAAGCCCCAGCCAGAUGUGUUUCACAAGGCUCCAGGACAGCUGGGAAGAACCUGUCAAAAGGGUUGGCUUGCAAACCAGGAAGGAGUCAUAGGACAGCAGUCAGUGCCAGUGACGGAGACACCUGUGUGGCAGCUGAACUCCAAAAGACAUCUGGCUUGUCCAAAUCUGCCCUGAAUAAGCAGCAAAGCUUUUCUGUAGGGGAUUCAGCUGGUGGAAAGAACUCUAUAGCUGCUGGCAGGCAUGUAUUUGAUGCAGGGAAGAAAAGUUGUGGUUCCCUGGGAGAGUCCAGCAGAAAGGAGGACCCUGCAACUGAAGGUGUGUUGGGAAGAAGCACCUCACCUCAGACAGUCACCCUGCAGCAAAAGGGAUGCCAGCUGAAGCUACCCCUUCCCUACAGGAAAGCCUAUUCCAGGAACUCCAGGGCAUGGGAGAGAUGUUGUCUCCGCCAAACAAAUGCGGAUGCAGCAGCUGCAAGGAACCGUUUUAUAGAGGGGAUCCAGACAACUUUUGGCUCACCAAUGCCGGCCUUCAGUCCUGCGAAGAUAGAGAAGGAGUUAAAGGUCCUCCAGGAUGUCCCCUCCCUUCUGAGCCAGUAUGUGGAAGCUGAGCUUGCAGAUCAUCCCACUCUGCAAAGAGAGUAUGAAAGCCUUCUAACCUUGGAGGGUUUGCAGACCACGGUUUCCCAGUGCCUGCAUAAGCUGCAGCUUCUGCGAGCAGCUCUCGAGUCCCAGAUGAGGCUGUGCCCAGACUGCGCUGAGGAUAUAGGAAGCUGCUCUCCAGCCUGUGUUCCCCCCAGGGGACAGAUGUGUGACAGUGCAGGUGUGCUGGCUGUGCCUCUCCUCUGUUACUCCAGUUUCCAGGAGCUGAGGGACCUGUUUGCCUUGAAGCUGCAAGUGUCGAUGCUGCACCAAGAAAUUGCCUUACAACAGAUCAUCAUGGCAGAACUCCUUCCUGUCCUGGAGUCCAGGCUCUACCCAGAAGAGGCCUCUGCAGCUCAGCUGUAUCGGGUGAUCUACACACAGCUCUGUGAAGGUGGCAAGAGAUUCCCUGUGCUGGUGAGAGAUGAGCUGACAGACUGAUCCAGUGGGAACCUCCUACUAGCCAUUUGCAUAACCAGACACAGUUUUAAGCAAUAAAUCUUUUCUAUCAAC
This is a messenger RNA of Chroicocephalus ridibundus (black-headed gull), 1893 nucleotides long. RefSeq names its product tubulin epsilon and delta complex 2 (gene TEDC2). The transcript is spliced from 10 exons. The record is from RefSeq and is a predicted model, not a curated record. The coding region runs from base 244 to 1821 and encodes 525 amino acids. NCBI's taxonomy places the organism in Eukaryota, Metazoa, Chordata, Aves, Charadriiformes, Laridae.